AUGGCAAAAUAUUUAAAAUUGGAUGAUUUUAUGUUAUAUGCUCAUGGUUCAGAUUUAUGCCACGAUUCUGAACUUAAACAUGCAAUGGCUAAUUGCUUUGAAGCUUUAAUGGCGGCAUUAUUUUUAGAUGGAGGAAUAGAAGUUGCUGAUCGUGUAUUUGGAGAAACAUUAUAUAACGAUUCACCAGAACAUCUUAGAAUAUGGGUGAAUUACCCUAAGCAUCCAUUACAACAACAAAAACCAAAGGGCGACCGUCAAUGGAUUCAAACAUCACCAUUGCUCCAAAGACUAACUCGUUUUGAAGAAAUUAUAGGUAUUAAAUUUAAUCAUAUCAGACUAUUGGCAAAAGCAUUUACUCACAGAAGCGUGGGUUUUACAAAUUUAACCCUUGGAUCAAACCAACGACUUGAAUUUCUUGGUGAUACUGUUCUACAGUUAAUAGCAUCAGACUAUUUAUAUAGGUAUUUUCCAGAACAUCAUGAAGGUCAUUUGUCACUUCUCCGUAGUUCUUUGGUAAAUAAUCGAACUCAGUCUGUUGUGUGCGAUGAUCUGGGCAUGGUAAAUUAUGCAUUGCAUGCAAAUCCAAAACCAGAGCUGAAAACAAAAGACAAAGCUGAUUUUCUUGAAGCAUUUCUUGGUGCCUUAUACAUAGACAAAGGCCUUAAACACUGUCAGGUAUUUUGUAAUGUUUGUUUUUUUCCUCGGCUGAACGAUUUUAUUUUGAAACAAUAUUGGAAUGAUCCAAAAUCAAAACUACAACAAUGUUGUUUAACUUUACGAUCUAUUGUUGGUCAAAAAACUUAUAAUCCCAUUUAUAGAGUGAUUAAAUGUAUAGGACCAACCAAUGAUCGAAAGUAUAUUGUAGCUGUUUACUUUAAAGGUGUUAGGUUAUCACAGGCCAGUGGUCAUAGUAUACAACGGGCUGAAAUGAAUGCAGCUAAUAGUGCCUUAGAGGUAACCAAAGAUUUAUUUCCAAAACUGGAUCACCAAAGAAAAGCUAUAUCAAGAAGUUUGCUUCAUCAAAGUACAGAUAGCAAUAAACAUUUUAUGGAAAUCAUAAACAUGUUAGAAUCGCAAUCAUCCAAAAGUGAUUCACAUCUGAGCGAAUCAGAAAAAAAGAAAAAUAAAUUAUACAACCGAUUAUUAGCAGUAUUAUGUUCUGCCGAGGAUUAUAAUGAAGAAGAAACGGAAGAUGAAGAAGAAGAUAAAAAACAUUACAAGGAAAUAGAUGGACCAGAAAGAAAAAAAAUCAAAAUGAGAACCAGAAAGAAUUCAAAGUGA
Molecule: messenger RNA, 1281 nt
Organism: Cinara cedri
Lineage: Eukaryota; Metazoa; Arthropoda; Insecta; Hemiptera; Aphididae
Source: the annotation of a GenBank genome assembly